GAACUCAAGUCGCCAGUCUGUGAAGCUGCAUACCGUAGUAUGGUAGGCAAUUUGAUUAUGUAGCUAGCCUGACUGGGGAAGGUGGCAAAUGCGCAUCGUGGCAAAGAGUUCAAAGCAUCGUGAGAGAAGCAGCUGCCAGUGCAGGAGCUCUCCGUGUGGGCAUCGGGCAUUUUGAGCCGUUGGUGAGCUGCCAUCAGAGCUUUUGGCAAGGAGGAAUUUGUAGGAGAGUGGGGGACUUGAGGUGCCAGUUCUUUACAGACUAAACUCGGCAAGCUUAAAGGACUUUCUGAAGGAUGUCUAUUUUCAAUUGAGUGAGGAGCAGCUGCAUUCGCAGGCAGGGGCAAGACUGGGUAGGUUGAGGAGCAACUGCGGGAACAACAACAUUAGGGUUUGAUUCCAUCGACCAAACCCUAACUUGAGCGUUGCAAAUUCUCUUGUGCUUCCUUGCUGUUCGACUUCAGCAAUGGGUUCCCCCAGUCAUGUCAGCCACGAUUCUUCUGAUCCAUGCCUGGCAGUUGUUGCUAAGAUCAGCGAGCUUUACCAAUUGCGAGAUACAUUCUAUCCAGAGAAAGAAGCAGACAAGAAAGCAAAGCUGGACAGUGGAGUCAAAGAAGUCUUGCUGAUGAUAGAAACAUUGGCAAAUGAAACGGCGGUGUCUAGCAAAAGGGGCCAUGUGGCAUAUCUCCGAGGGAAGGCUCUUGAUGUGGGGCCGGACUUCUCAAAAGAAGCGGAAGAACAGCUCUCUAAAGCGGUGAAGCUGGAUCCUUCGCUGGCGGACGCGUGGGCGUGUUUAGGCCACUCUUUCUGGAAGAAAGGGGACCUCAGCCAGGCGCAGAAUUGCUUCAAGGCAGCCCUGAAAAAGGGACCACAUAAAGAAGCACUGCAGCAGCUCUCGAUGCUAGAACGGAGCUUGGCCAAGGCGGACCCAGAGGCGGCCCAGCAACUAGUGGAGGCGAGUUUGGGCCACGCGCGCGAGGCGGUGGCGCUGGACAUCCGGGACGGGCGCAGCUGGUACACCCUGGGCAACGCGUUCCUCACGCACUACUUCGCCACCGGCGCCUGGGACUUCGGCCAGCUGCGGCAGGCGCUCAAGGCGUACCAAAACGCGGAGCGUGACGCGGCCGCCGCGUGCAACCCGGAUUUGCACUUCAACCGCGCGACCGUGCACAGUUAUCUGGGGGAGUACUCCGACGCCCUCCGCGACUUUGCUGCCGCUGCGGAGAGGGAUCCCUCGCUGAACGCGGAGGCCGAGGUGCAAAAGAUCGUGAAGCUGGCCGGGCGGUUAGCGGACCUGGUCGCAAACAAAGGGCGGGUCAAGGCCAAGAAACUGGCGGGGGCGCUUGCGGAGCUGGGAGCAGCGGCCGGUCCCUCUUCACACCGAGUAGCUCCCCUGGGCAGCCUAUCCCCGGGUGUAAAUAAGGGCGUGGCGCUGCUUGCAAAGGUCCUCGUUCAGGCCGCCAGCGACAGCACAUACCCAUUGACGUACAUACUCGUGGAUAAAGACGGGAGCUGCUGCGUGCUGGCGGUAUACGCAGUCCGGGAGGGAGCGGUCAAGGCGGAUGCGACUGUCUCGCUUCUAGACCCGGUCUUCUCGCAGCAGGAGGUGCGGUGGCAAGAUAAGGUCUAUUCCUUCCCGUUGAUACGUGUAGAUCACGUUCAACAAGUACUGGUAGAUGGAAAGCCGUUGAAGCAAGCCGAUGCAGUACGCUCGACAUUAUAUACUGCUAACAAAGCGUCUUAGUGGACGAAUAUUAACAGCUCACUCGGAAGCGAUUGCAUGCACAUGCAUAGAUCAAUCAGCUUCAGCCGUAC
Klebsormidium nitens is the source of this 1812-nucleotide messenger RNA. Lineage: Eukaryota; Viridiplantae; Streptophyta; Klebsormidiophyceae; Klebsormidiales; Klebsormidiaceae. The record is from the annotation of a GenBank genome assembly.